Messenger RNA from Malurus melanocephalus (red-backed fairy wren), 2037 nucleotides. RefSeq names its product tubulin epsilon and delta complex 2 (gene TEDC2). The coding region runs from base 13 to 1596 and encodes 527 amino acids. The record is from RefSeq and is a predicted model, not a curated record. The transcript is spliced from 10 exons. NCBI's taxonomy places the organism in Eukaryota, Metazoa, Chordata, Aves, Passeriformes, Maluridae.
CCGGCUGUGCCGAUGCUGCCCAUGGGCUGCGGCCGAAGGGCGGCGGYGGCGCUGAGGGCGGCGCUGGGCGAGGGCGCGGAGCGGCGGCGGGAGCUGGAGCGGCGGGCGGCGCGGAGCAGGGCUCUCUUGCGGCGCUGGGAUGAUGAGGAAGAGGAGCAGCCGCAGCCUGGCUCCAGCACUGAACAUGAGGACAGGCCCUCACCUAAGGAGCUGGAGGAGCUGGAACUGCUGAACAGGGCCUUAGAGAAGGCACUGAAAGUCAGGAAAAGCAUUUUGAAGACUCCGAUAGAGGCUCAGGGAGCCACAGGACAGAAAUGGGCAGGUGAYGGACCUGAUCCCAAGAAAGCUGAAGAGCAUCAGGUACCUGCUCCCAAGAAUGCUGAAGAGCAGCAGGUGGCUGUACCUGUUGAGGAUGUUCCUGAGAGCAAAAARGUGAGAGCUGGAAGCAAAAAGCCUUCAUUGCUGAAGAAGCCCUCUCUGUAUCAGUUAAGAGCCCCUUAUAGGACUGACCCAGAUGUGAAGAAACUGCAAAGGAAAGCCCCAGCCAGGUGUGUUUCUCAAGGCCCCAGGACAGCUGGGAAGAUCUCCUCAAAAGGUGUGACUACCAAACAAGGAAGGAGUCACAGGACAGCAGCUGGUGCCAGUGCCAGAGAGGUCUGUGCUGCAACUGAACCCCAGGACACACCUGGCUUGUCUGAGUCUGUCCCAAAUGAGCAGCAAAGCUUUUCUGGAGGUGCUGGGGAAAAAAACUCCAUAGCUGCUGGCAAGCAGUUACUUGAUGCAGGAAAGAAAAGUUCAGGUUUCCWGGGAGAGUCCAGCAAAAAGGAGGACACUGCAGGUGCAUGGGGAAGGAGCAUCUCAGCUGGGACAGGCACCCUGCAGGAAAAGGGAUGCCAUCUGAAGCUCCCCCUUCCCUACAGGAAASCCUAUUCCAGGAACUCCAGGGCAUGGGAGAGAUGUCGUCUGUGCCAAACAAGUGCAGAUGCAGCAGCUGCAAGAACCCGUUUUGUGGAGAAGAUCCAGACAACUUUUUGCUCCCUGAAGCUGACCCCCAGUCCUGCAGAGAUAGAGGAAGAUUUAAGGGACCUCCAGGAUAUCCCUUCCCGUCUGAGGCAGUAUGUGGAAGCUGAGCCUGCAGACCCUCCCACUCUGCAAGGAGAGUAUGAAAGCCUUCUCACCUUGGAGGGUUUGCAAACCACAGUGUCCCAGUGCCUGCAGAAGCUGCAGCAGCUGCGAGCAGCUCUGGAGUCCCAGCUGAGGCUSCGCCCAGACUGCACAGGGGAUGUGGGGAGCUGUUCUCCAGCCUGUGCUUCUGCCAGGGGACAGACAUGUAACAGUGUAGACAUGCUGGCUGUCCCUCUCCUCUGUUACUCCAGUCUGCAGGAGCUGAGUGAUCUGUUUGCCUUGAAGCUGCAAGUGUCAAUGCUGCACCAAGAAAUUGCCUUACAAAAGGUGAUGAUGGCAGAGCUGCUGCCUGUGCUGGAGCCCAGGCUGUCCCGGGAGGGCUCUGCAGGGUUGUUCCGUGCCAUCCACACUCAGCUCUGUGAGGGCAGCCGACGCUUUCCUGUGCUGGUGAGAGACGAGCUGCUGGACUGAGCUGGAGAGCUUCCUGCCAGUCCUGCACAGAGCCAGGWCAGCUCUGAGCAAUAAAUCUUUCCUAUGAACCUUUUUACUCUGACUGAUUGCUCAGCUAAAUUCCAGGGGGUUGCUUUUUUUUAUAGGCUUCUUUUUUAAUUUAAAAUUUCCUUUUGUAUCAGGAGGAAAAUAAGAAGGGACUAGAGCCCUUCUGCUCUGGAGCCAGGCUGAGAGAAGUGAGGGUGUUCACCCGAAGAAGAAAAGGCCCCAGGGAGACCCUAGAGCCCCUUCCAGUGUCUAAAGGAGUUCCAAGAGAUCUGGAGAGGGACUGGGGACAAGGCUCUGGAGUGACAGGACAAGGAGAAAUGGCUUCCCACUGCCAGAGGGCAGGGGUUAGAUGGGAUCCUGGGAAAAAAAUAUUUCCUGUGAGGGUGGGAAGGACCUGGCACAGGGUGCCCAGAG